Molecule: messenger RNA, 1689 nt
Organism: Botrytis cinerea B05.10
Lineage: Eukaryota; Fungi; Ascomycota; Leotiomycetes; Helotiales; Sclerotiniaceae
Gene: Bcboa12
Product: Bcboa12
Exons: 1
Coding region: 424-1086 (220 amino acids)
Source: RefSeq, a predicted model, not a curated record
GAGUCCUUGGGUUGGUAGUCUAGCGAAAAUAGUAUUAUCCCACUCUAUAGAUUGGUACAACGCAUUGUACAAAAGCAUGUGCGCCAAACGAUUGUGAUCUAGAUAGCUUAUGACUGCCAGACAUUUUACAGAAAGAGAAAUUUCACUUAAACAGUGGCAUGCCGAUAAUAUUGAGUGAAACCGAGAGAUAAAUUGUACCAUUGACUCAAGGCUCGGAUUGAAAACUCUAAGUGUAUGCAAACCGAGGCAUAAGAGGAUACGUGCGAGUAUAGCAGCGGUGGCCGAUGGGAUACUGAGAACACCGGCCAUAAGAUAAAAGCUGAGGUGCACUCGACCUCCAAAUUAUCUCAAACAUCUCACAACUCAAUUUCUCAAAUUUACAUACAUCGCACUCCAAGGCAUCUGUAUUCGACCGAGUAUACAAUGACAAGCCACAGAUCCGAAUCGAAAGCAACGAUCAAAGUCCGACCACCUCCAUCAUUCAUCGGCGGGGUGCAAGACAAAUCAUGGACUCCUACUCCAGAGAACUGGCUCUAUGGAGCGUGGUACAUGACCCAUACUUCUCAACAAUAUUACUGGGAGCGUACGAAGAACUUUGUCAUUCAAUAUGAACCGGUCAUGAAUGGAGUCUGGCCCUGUACAAACCAAGAGCUGGUAUCUCUUACUCCCCUCAACCAGCCAGAACGUAUUUACACCGCCUUUGGAAUUGACUCCCCCAUUGCUGGCCUCGAUGAUGCUUGGCUGUGCCAAUGUACAGGACAUCUGAGCCAUAUAUCAGACCACGUUGCAUUUCUGGCCUGGGGUGCCGACUUGCAAAAUGUGGACUGGGUCGUGCUGUAUUCAACUCCACUGCCAGGAGCUACAGUGGGUCUUCCUGCACAAGUUGCGAUCAUGAGUCGCGAACGUUUCGGUCCGGACAAUACGAUGGUGGAAGCAAUCAAAGAAGCUCUUUGCGCUGCGGGCAAUUCGGAGUUGACCAAGCUGGUGGAUAAUUUGCGGCCUUUGUUGCAAGAAGAUCUCGGAAGUGGGCGGCCGACCUGUGAAUACCACGUGGUACAAAAUGUAGAUUCUUUGACUAGAUUCUGAUAUAUCUACAACACAGAUAACGGAAAAGCGUAAAAUGAAAUUGCCAACCAAGUCUAUUAGCCAUUCACAGAACGUCAGAAUGACAUUUCGUGGAUGUGGUUAUGAAGGCGAUCUGCGCGCCUUCGUCUUGCGCCACUUAUUACAUAUUGUAGCACUCAAAAUAAAGUUUAGGGCUAACUCCGGGAAACCAAAAUGCCACCUUUACUACUAAUCAGCAGCAUUGAUCAUCAAGGGAGAAGGAAAUCUGCAAUGUGUAACAAUGAAGUAGAGUUUGACUUGAAAGUAUAAAGUGGAAAACAAUCUGCGUGAAAAUGGGGGGCUUCCUGUGAAUGCAAUGAUCACCGCUCGUUUUAAGAUUGGGAGGAUAAUGUUUGCUUGUUUGAGAUCAGCUGGGGGAGACUCCGACAUGCAUGUAUUUUUGAAGGGAAAGAUCCAAAGACGGAAACAAUUCAUCCCAAUGGCAUUCUAGUGUGAAGUUUGAACAAGAUGAAUCCUGACGGGAGCGAUUGGAAUGGCGACACACUAGUUGGGUUUAAAGCUUAUGUGAAAUCACGGAAAACCAAAACACCGAUCCAGGCACUUACAACAGAUAAUCACCUGUCA